CGACUGCGACAGCACAGUUAUAAUUUUGGUUAAAAGGAAACCGGUUGUGUUUUCUGAGAUAUCAAUUUUACUAACUGCACCUUUGCCUACGUGGACUAAUUGAUAUUGGGCUUUUGCUUUGAUAUCAUUAAUUUGCCAAGUGCUGUGUCGCUCGUUGCCUGCUUUGUCGCUAGCGUUAAUCUUAGCGCCCAGCUUAUCGCAAUUUCUUUACGAUUAUGCACAGUAACCAAAGUUCGCCAGUUGAGACUGAGGUUGAAAACUACAAAUCCAAAAUGAGGAUAUUAAAGAAUGGACGAGUUUUCUGGAAUUUAACCAAAGGCUCUAUUAACACCAAGGAAGCAUCGGAUAUUCUUGUGAAACUGAUGCCUGCCAGCUAUGCCAGCAAAAUUAGCGAGAAACCGGAGAAAUCGGAGAAACCCGGAGAAACCGGAGAGAAGAAGAAGCAGCAGCAAACCCUUUUAAAGUAUCCUGUUCUGCCACUGAAUGAGACCUUGGAUCGUUUUAUGCUCACUGUUCAGCCUCUGCUCACGCCCGAAGAGUUUAAAAAGCAGCAGGAAAUCACAAACGAUUUUAGAGACAAUGAAGGCGAUAAACUCCAAGAACUGCUCGAGCAGGCUGGAAAGGACAGCUGUAACUGGCUGUCAGAACGCUGGAAAAAAGUGGCCUAUCUACAAUAUCGUGAUCCAGUCACGGUUUACAUUAGUCCCGGCAUGACAUUUCCCAUGGAAAACUUUAAAGAUAGAAACGACUUUAUUAACUAUACGGCCAAAGUCAUAUUUGGCCUGUGCGAAUUUAAAGGCAUUGUCGAUGCUGGUAAGAUACCAAUUGUCAAAAUGGGCAAAAAUGAGCUGGACAAUAGUCAGUUCGGCAAGGUCUUUGGCACCUGUCGUAUACCAUUACGCAUCCAGGACGAGAUUGCGUUUAAUUCGUGCACCAAACAUACUGUUAUCAUCUAUAAAAAUCAUUUUUACAAACUGACUUUGUACGACAAGGACGAUAAGGUAUUGUCUGCUCCAACAAUAGCCAAACAGUUGACCAAAAUUAUGGAUUCGGAAACGGAGCGUGGUAUACCUUUUGGCAUUUUCACCACAGACUCGCGCGACAACUGGGCAGAGGCCUAUGAGACAUUGAGUAAGGAUCCCCAAAAUUGUGCGACCAUGAAGACCAUACAGUCGGCACUCUUUACUGUUUCGCUGGAUGAGUGUGUGAAGUACGAGCCCUCUGAACGAAUGGAUGAGCUAAUUCUGUCACUGAUCCAUGGCGGAGGUAGCAAAGUGAACAGCGGCAAUCGUUGGAUGGACAAAACCAUACAGCUGGUAGUCAAUCCAAAUGGAAACGUUGGCUUCACCUACGAGCAUUCGCCAGCCGAGGGCCAGCCCAUUGCUAUGAUGAUGGAUUACGUGGUGAAGAAAAUGGGCGACGACAAGAGCUUUGGUGAUAGCGGCUCCACUAAUGUGCCCGAAGAGCCGCAGAAGCUGAAGUUUGCUGAGACAACUCCAUGCAUUGAUCAACUGUUGUUCUUUUCCUCUACGAAUAUCGAUAAGCUUGUCAAAAAUCUGCAAGUGAAAGUUCUGAAAUUUCAAGGCUAUGGCAAGGGCUACAUUAAAAGUGUGAAGUUGGGACCCGAUAGCUUCGUGCAGAUGGCAUUGCAAUUGGCUUUCUACAAAUUGCACAAGGUACCGGCCGCUCAAUACGAAUCGGCGCAUUUGCGUAUCUUUGCCAAUGGGCGCACUGAAACCAUACGCUCCUGCUCGAAUGAAUCAGUCGCCUUUUGCAAGGCGAUGACCUCAGGAAAAGCCUCCAUCGAGGAACGUGCUCAGGCGUUGCGUGCGGCUGUCGGUGGCCAUCAGGCGUAUACGAGACUGGCGCUGCAGGGACGCGGUGUAGAUCGUCAUCUUCUCGGUCUAAAGUUGAUGGCCCUGGAAAAUAAUUUGCCAGUACCCGCGUUCUUUUCAUCAUUGGGGUACACGAAAUCAAUGCACUUCCGUGUCUCCACUUCGCAAGUGGCCUCCAUAUACGAAGCAUUCAUGGGCUACGGCCCGGCUACCGAGGAUGGCUAUGCCUGUUGCUAUAAUCCUCGUGAAUGUGAUGUCAUCGUGGCCAUCUCAUGUUGGGCCUCUAACAGUGAAACGGACCCCAAAAAGUUUGCCGCAUCGAUUACGAAGGCCUUCAUGGAAAUGAAGGAUGUUCUCGACAACGAACCUAAGAAGUCUAAGUUGUAGUGCCAUAACAAAUUAUGUCUUAUAAUGUUGAUUAAAUUCUAAGUAUGACCCAAGA
This is a messenger RNA of Drosophila mojavensis, 2277 nucleotides long. RefSeq names its product carnitine O-acetyltransferase. Gene Ontology annotation, biological process: carnitine metabolic process, CoA-linked. Bases 216 to 2222 code for a protein of 668 amino acids. Gene Ontology annotation, cellular component: peroxisome. The record is from RefSeq and is a predicted model, not a curated record. Lineage: Eukaryota; Metazoa; Arthropoda; Insecta; Diptera; Drosophilidae. Gene Ontology annotation, molecular function: carnitine O-acetyltransferase activity. The transcript has 6 exons.